GGAGCAAACAACAACGCGCGCACUGCAGCUGCGAAUGGAAGAGUCUUGGUGGAUGCCAGUAGUUUGCAGCUGCUAGCCAACCACUUCGACCAUAACUGUGUCUUGGAGUUGACCCGCGAAACACAAGCGUCGGUGCAAAGACAGAGCUCGAGGGCCAUCUCCUCGAUCCAAGCUGCCAAUGCAGAAAUUGCCCGGGUUCAUGGCCUGCUGAGGCAAAUCGAUGAGCUCGAAACCGAGUUCGACAAGAUCAGACGUAUUCGCGACAUCGUGGCGGCUUUCAGGGCUCGAGUCGAAGCCUUGGAGAGA
Aureobasidium musti is the source of this 306-nucleotide messenger RNA. The record is from the annotation of a GenBank genome assembly. NCBI's taxonomy places the organism in Eukaryota, Fungi, Ascomycota, Dothideomycetes, Dothideales, Saccotheciaceae.